UGGAAAAAAAAGCCAAUCAACGUUGGUCCCACAAUUUAGUGCCACGUAAGCAGAAAAGGGAUAAAAAAUUAUUAACAAAAAUAAUAAUAGGACCUUAGUAUAGUAUAAGUGUGUCUUUGAGAUUUCGGGCAUAAGUUGAGAGGUAUUUGUGCAUUAUCCCCGUAUAUAUUGACAGUUGACACCAUGAAUAAUUGACUUAAAAGACACAUAUAGAAACUUGAUUUUUCCUUGCACUUUUUUCCAUUUAGCAAUUAGGGUUUCUUCUUUUGUUGCUCUCCUGCAUAGCAUCUGUUAGUUCCGAAUUUAGACAUUGUGAAUUUUCAUUUACGCUUUAAUUUUAAUUUCACAUGCCCCUACGUUUCAAAAAAAAGUAAUUGUAAACGUUAUUAAUUUCAAGUAUGGUGUUAUUGAAUAAUUUUUUAUUAGAUUAGAACUCGCUCUAAAUCCGUCUCUUUGAAAGAUGGGGCGGGGUAGGGUGGAGAUGAAGCGUAUCGAAAAUAAAAUAAGCAGACAAGUUACAUUCUCAAAGAGACGAUCCGGUUUGUUGAAGAAAACCAACGAGAUCUCUGUGCUAUGUGAUGCUGAGGUGGCAUUAAUUGUUUUCUCUUCAAAUGGAAAACUAUUUGAGUACUCUACUCAAUCAAGCAUGGAAAAUAUAUUGGAAAGAUAUGAAAAUUACUCAUACGAGGAGAUGAACUUGAAUACAACUUAUAAGGAAAAUUGGACUCUUGAGUACCCAAAGCUCAUGGCAAGAGUUGAACUUCUGCAAAGAAAUAUAAGGCAUUUUAUGGGAGAAGAUCUGGACGCCUUUAAUCUGCGUGAAUUUCGGGGUUUAGAGAAACAGCUCGAUACAGCUCUAAAGCGAGUGCGAUCUAAGAAGAACCAACUGAUGCACGAGUCCAUUUCCCAGCUGCAGAAAAAGGAAAAAGAACUGCAACAGCGAAACAACUUAAUUUCUAACAAGCUUAAAGAAAAUGAGAAGAAGCAAAUUGUGCAAACAAAUCCAGGCCAAAGCUCUACUAUGACUUUCUUGCUACAAUCUCCCACAGUCACUAACCAAACAAUUGGCGGUCCUUCUCAAGCAACGGAUCAAAGUCAAAAUCGCGAUGGUUACAAUAGCUUGAUGCCUCCAUGGAUGUUCCACCAUGUCCACAACAAAGGAUGAAAACUUAAUUUAUAUACAUAUAAAAUCACAAUUGUAUGUCUAUAAUUUGUUGUACCAAUUAAUUAGUUGUAAUCAAAUCUGUAACUAAUUAACCUUUGUCUACUUCUUUUACUAAAUAUGGAGCAGAUGAUGAGCUAACAAAUUAAAUAGUCUUAAUAGUUUGUAUGAACUAUUAGAAAUGUCACCUUAAUUUGUGUUUGCUAUGAUUGAAAAUAUUUUUUCUA
This is a messenger RNA of Solanum lycopersicum (tomato), 1389 nucleotides long. RefSeq names its product MADS-box protein MBP10 (gene MBP10). Gene Ontology annotation, biological process: positive regulation of transcription by RNA polymerase II. Gene Ontology annotation, cellular component: nucleus. The record is from RefSeq and is a predicted model, not a curated record. NCBI's taxonomy places the organism in Eukaryota, Viridiplantae, Streptophyta, Magnoliopsida, Solanales, Solanaceae. Gene Ontology annotation, molecular function: RNA polymerase II cis-regulatory region sequence-specific DNA binding; protein dimerization activity; DNA-binding transcription factor activity, RNA polymerase II-specific.